AUGCUGUCCUUCGACGCAACCCUUGAUAUCAACCAGGCUAUGGUGACCUGCGAAUCUAUCGCUGCCCUUUCGGCGGACGACUUUGUCCUGGACGAAGCAAUGGAGAAAUUUCAAGAGUACGGAUUUAUCAUCAUUCGGUGUGCGCCGGGCAAAGAUGUCACGAACGCAGAGAUCAAACAGAAUGUGUUGGAUCUAAAACCACUCUUCGGUAAUCCAGCUUAUCACAUCCGUGCGGAUAAGGAUGGUGUUUGUCCCGUCGGCACAUUUCAAGCAGUAGACAGCGCCAAGAUGGCGGAAUACAAGUCCAAAAUGGGCGAAGCGAAAUCGCAGACCAACGAUGAGUUCGAGCCACACACCGACAGUUCUUUUCAGCAACGAUCAGACGAAUUCCUGUCAUUGACGUGCUACAACCCUUCAACGGACGGUGGCGAGAGCUACGUAGUUAGUGGGGCAGCAAUCUAUGAACAUGUCAAAGCAGUCUUGACCCCACACUAG
Molecule: messenger RNA, 495 nt
Organism: Seminavis robusta
Lineage: Eukaryota; Bacillariophyta; Bacillariophyceae; Naviculales; Naviculaceae
Source: the annotation of a GenBank genome assembly